Molecule: messenger RNA, 2610 nt
Organism: Nerophis ophidion (straightnose pipefish)
Lineage: Eukaryota; Metazoa; Chordata; Actinopteri; Syngnathiformes; Syngnathidae
Gene: elf1
Product: E74-like ETS transcription factor 1
Exons: 9
Coding region: 465-2246 (593 amino acids)
Biological process (GO): regulation of transcription by RNA polymerase II; cell differentiation
Cellular component (GO): nucleus
Molecular function (GO): sequence-specific DNA binding; DNA-binding transcription factor activity, RNA polymerase II-specific
Source: RefSeq, a predicted model, not a curated record
GGGAUUCGCUCACUUCUUCCAGACUCCAACCUAAAAAAAAAAAAAAAAAAAAAAAAGUGCAGCGCAAGCUCGGACCAAUCAUUUCCCGGGAAAAUGUGACUGGUCGGAGGAAUUCCCCACACAUUUGGAGAGCCGAGCCCUGUGUGCCAGGCAGGGAGCCCGCAGGAGGCUUCACACCGCCUGUGCUCGCACUCCUGGGAUAACAUGUUUGUUUCCUAAAGAGAGAGAAACAUCUAUCGUCUACCAGGGUGUAGAUGCUCCAGGUGGAUCGGGAGACGGACCAGGGCGACCCUUUGAGUCUCAUCUUGUGGUCUGGAUAAGAGAAGAGAGGGGUCGGGCGAGACAGCGAGGCCGACUUGGUGCUGUGAACACAGCUUUGGGCCUCUGUUGGGGGCGCUGUUUGUUUGGAGAAAGAGCCAGGAGGUGGCUGCAGCGAUACUUGGACUGCUUUAGUCCACACCACCAUGACCACCGCCGUGCAGCCUAAUGAGCUGAUGUUUGAGUUUGCCAGUAACGGGAUGGACGAAAUCAACCAGCUGGACGACCCGUCAGUGUUCCCCGCCGUCAUCGUGGAGCAGGUGCCCGCCACCGACCUGCUGCAGGUGUACUCGGGCUUGGAGUCGGACGAGGUGACCAACGGCAUCAUGAUGGACAACACGCUCCAGGUGGUGGAGUCUCCCUCCAUCCUGGUGGGAGGGGUGGACCUCUCAGAGAGUGUUACAGGUGCAGAAGACCGCAUGGAGACAAACGAGGCUGCGGCGGCUCUGCUCAGCAUGGAGUCCCCAAACAACAUACUGGACGAGAAGCGCAUGCUUCACACCUACGGCGCCCUGCUGGAGUCAGACCUGUCCUACGUCCCCCUGAGGCCAGACCACAUGGAGAACGGCGCCCUCGACAUGUCGCUGGACGAGGACACCUCAUCCAUGGACGAGAUUCCGCAAAAAUGUCCCUUGAAGCCGCAGAAGAAAUCCAAAGUGAGGAAGCCCCGAAUGGUUCGAUCCUGCUCCCCCAUCUCCAGCCCGAACCUGCCACUCAGGAAGAAGAGCAAAGAGGGCAAAGGUAACACCAUCUACCUGUGGGAAUUCCUCCUGGCCUUGCUGCAGGACAAGAACACCUGUCCCAAAUACAUCAAGUGGACUCAGCGGGAGAAAGGCAUCUUCAAGCUGGUGGACUCCAAAGCCGUGUCCAAACUUUGGGGCAAACACAAGAACAAGCCCGACAUGAACUACGAGACCAUGGGAAGAGCACUCAGGUAUUACUACCAGAGAGGCAUCCUGGCCAAAGUGGAGGGCCAGCGUCUGGUCUACCAGUUCAAGGAGAUGCCGGCCGACCUGAUCGUCAUCGAGGACGAGGACGCGGACGGUCACGAGUACGCCAACCCGAGGUCCGCCAACGGGAGGUCUCACUCUGGCGGGGGCUCCAAAGGGCCCGGAAGAGCCCAAAGUCACCAGCAGGGGUCUGUCAAGCAGAUGAAGAAGGAGCCGGAGGAGGACUUCCUGCAACAGGAAAUGGAGGCGGGACAGAAGGCGGAGCUUCUUCAGAUCCUGCAGGCCAAUCAGGGCGUGGACGUGGCUCAGGCUAUGAGGGCCAUCAAUGCUUCCACUUCCCUUCCCAUGAUGUUGACUUCCCCGACGUCCCUUCAAGCCAUGCCCCUCACCACCAUCCUCCCCAAUGGCGACUCCGCCCGCUCCUCGCCGCCUCGACUCCUCCUCCACCCGGUGCCCCCCAGCCACAACAACGACGUCCUCGCCUUACCGGAGGGCCUCCCCCAUCAGCUGCUGGUCGCCAACCUCGGCCCGUCCGGCGUCUCCUCGUGCGCCCCCUGCCCGCCGGGCCUGCCCCGCCUGGUCACCAUCAACACCACCUGCGGGCAGACCAUGGUGGCGCAGCAGCCGGGCACCGUCAUCGCCACCGUGCUCAAACCGGGCGACUUCUGCGGGCUGCAGGUGAAGGAGGAGCUGCUGGACUCCAGCUACCUGCAGUCCAUGGUGAACAGCGACCCGUUCGCCAAGGACGAGGCGGACGAAGCCAAGCUGCAGUACCGGACGGUCAUCAUCGAUAGCAGCCACAGCCAAGCGGGACAGGAGGCCUUCAACGGACACUCCUCCCCUUGCGAGGGCCUCACCCCGGUGGAGGAGCUGGAGGUACGCGGGGAGAUGUCCCUGCAGCCCGAGCAGGCUCUCAAGGGCCUGCAGGAGCUGCCGGCAAACUUCAUCCAGAUAAAGACAGAGCCCGCCGAGGCCUGACAGUCUUCUCAGGCACCAGCUGGACCAAAAAAAAAAAACAACAACAUUGUUGCUCCUCAAGGUUGCUCGCUCAGCCUCGGGACGGAAUCGUUUACUCACAUAUUUUUGUGAUCACGUGCCUAAAGAAAUAUAUCAAGGGAGGUUUGCUUUUGUUUUUUUAAACAAUGUCACAUUUCAGAUAAAGACAAAAAAAAACAAAAACAAAAAAACGGCUCCCAUAAGGAGAACAGCCAUCAAUGAAGCCUGUCCACCAAAUGUGCCAGUUAGUCUUUUUUUAUUGAACCCUCAGAGGACUUAAAAGGUGAAUGGUCAAAAAAAAAAAAACACACAACCAAAAAAGGAGGGACUGAGGAAAACAAACGCC